Messenger RNA from Mercenaria mercenaria, 1754 nucleotides. RefSeq names its product gelsolin-like protein 1. The record is from RefSeq and is a predicted model, not a curated record. The coding region runs from base 148 to 1251 and encodes 367 amino acids. Lineage: Eukaryota; Metazoa; Mollusca; Bivalvia; Venerida; Veneridae. Gene Ontology annotation, molecular function: actin filament binding. The transcript has 14 exons.
UCGGGUCACGUGCCAUACAUGGAAUUCCGGAAGCGUACCGCCCGCCAUCACUCAUCAGCUCAACUUCCAAGAUCCGGACGGACGUGUAUCAUCUACAAAAUAGAGCCGGACAUUAAUUGAUAACCUACGCCAGAGAACACCGCAACAAUGCCAGGUCUAAGAAAAGCAAAGAAAUAUAACUGGAAAGACAGCAAUAUGGCGCUGUUCGGUAGUGAUCUCGAGAGGCAGGUCAAAAAAGCGGCCGCCCUUGGAGAGCCAGCGUGGAAGAAUGCAGGAACGCAGCCAGGGCUUCAGAUCUGGAGAAUUGUGAAAUUCAUAGUCACAGAUUGGCCCAAGGAAGACUAUGGAAAGUUCUUUAACGGUGAUUCUUACAUCAUCCUAAAUACCUACACAGAAGCUACUUCUGCUGACCUCAAGUAUGACGUCCAUUUCUGGAUUGGUUCGGAGAGCUCACAAGACGAAUACGGCACGGCAGCGUACAAGACUGUCGAGUUGGAUACAUUCCUGGACGACAAGGCUGUGCAGCACAGGGAAGUUCAGGGAUACGAGUCCGAACUCUUCAAGUCCUACUUUACCAAGGGACUUGUUACAAUGGAGGGCGGCGCUGAUACUGGCUUCCGCCACGUGGAACCUACCAAAUAUAAAACAAGGUUGUUGCAAGUGUUCGGAAAGGGAGCUAACUUGUCAAUCAGAGAAGUUCCAUUGAGUAAGAAGAGUCUUAAUUCCGACGACGUCUUUAUUCUGGAUGCUGGCACAACCGUGUGGCAAUACAAUGGCAACAGUGCUAGUCCUUUUGAGAAAGCCAGGUCUAUGGAAUUCCUGCAGAAUAUUGAAGGAGAAAGGGCUGGCCAUGCCAAGGGAGAAGUUAUUGAUGAACACAGUAUCAGCGAGGGUCAUGAAUUCUUCAAGUUACUUGAAGCUGACGAGUCUGGAAGUGAAGAAGAGGAAUGUGAAAUACCAGAUGAGAAAAAACUGUUCUGUGUGUCAGAUGACUCAGGACAGAUAAAAUUCAGCGAGGUGAAAUCAGGAAAAAUAGACCAGAGUGACCUUGGAAGUGAUGACGUGUUCCUGUUUGAUUCCUGUGAGCAGAUCUUUGUUUGGAUUGGUAAGAAUGCUUCACCAGCUGAGAAGAGGAACGGAAUGACAUAUGCCCAUAACCACUGCAUGAAGACAAAUCGUCCAUUUUUGCCUAUUCACGUAGUGAAGGAGGGUCGUAACUAUGCUAGUCUGGACAUUGCCCUGUCUGCUUAAAUAUUCUACAGGAUUUAUACAAGGAAUGCCUGUCAUGUAUAGCUUCUAGACAAUCACUUUAGGCACUUGUGCACACAGACAUUAUCAUGAAGUAACUGUAUAUGUCAACAACAUGGUGAAAUAUGCCCAAGUUCUUUUGUCUUCCAGUUUCUUAUAAUUAGCUUGCAUAUUAGCAAAUCGUGUACAUUAUUAUUUCUUUUUGAUAAAAGCUUAUAUUUAAGAAAACCGUGGGAAGUUUAUUUUUCAAAAUUGAAAUGGUAUUAAAUUAUGUGUUGUGGAAAGGGGGGCGUCCUCUGUUCUGUAUAUUCUUUUUUUUUAAAUUUCCUAUGCUAUUUUAUUUAUUUAUAGACAUUAAUAUAAGUAAUUGGAUACCCAGCUUAAGUUUGCUAUUUAAGGACCAAAAUAUUGUUCUACUUCGUAAAAGCGUACUUGGUGAUAUUAUACUUGUGUAUUUAUUUUGUUUCUAUUAAUCUUUCUCUUUCUAAUAAAAUGUUGUGAAGAAA